Molecule: messenger RNA, 2888 nt
Organism: Lethenteron reissneri (Far Eastern brook lamprey)
Lineage: Eukaryota; Metazoa; Chordata; Hyperoartia; Petromyzontiformes; Petromyzontidae
Product: CD63 antigen-like
Cellular component (GO): plasma membrane
Source: RefSeq, a predicted model, not a curated record
CCCACGGCCGCUGACGUCGUCGCCGCCGCCUCCACAGCCUCAGCAGCCGUGGACGUCUUUUUCUUUUUGCUCUUCUUACGCAGAGAGGGUUUUUUUCUCUUUCCUCCACCCCCUCUCGUCUCUUCGUACUUUAACCGACUUUUGCGAGCCACACCGCAACCCGUGCAGAGAUGGCGUUGGAAGGAGGAAUGGCGUGCAUCAAGUACUUGGUGUUUCUCUUCAACCUGUUGUUCUGGUUGUCUGGACUGGGACUUAUCAUUGUGGGCGCCAUGGCUCAGAUGCAUAUCGGGGCAUUCAGCGUGGUGACAGGUAACCUCAGUGGUGCCCCCUACGUCAUCAUUGCAGUGGGAGUUGUCAUUUUUGUGGUCGCUGCCUUUGGUUGUUGUGGGGCUCACAAGGAGAGCUACUUCAUGGUGGCUACGUUUUCAGUGUUCCUCUUCUUGAUAUUCGUGGCGGAGCUGGCUGCUGGGAUUGGAGCCUACAUAUUCAAGGAUCAACUUAGAGAUGUAGUGGAGACCAAAGCUAAGGUGGUUAUAAAUGAGUAUCCCACCAAGAACAAGGAUCCUGUGGAUAACAUGCAGAAAGAGCUUCAAUGUUGUGGUGUAGUCCACUACCAGGACUGGUUUAACAGUACUAAUUGGGUUACUAGUGACCCCAACAAUCCGAAUAGUGUCCCAGAUUCAUGCUGCCGCAAUGUGACAUCUGGCUGUGGCCAGGACAUCCGGUUCAAGAAUGCCACAGCCAUCAUAUAUACUAAGGGUUGUGUGGAGAAGCUUGAGGCAACAAUGAAGGAAAACAUUGUCCUUGUUGGUGGGGUGGCCAUUGGCAUCGGGUUUGCACAGCUCAUUGGCAUUAUUCUUGCUUGCUGCCUCAUGCGUGGCAUCAAGAAUUCUUACCAGGCUGUCUGAGGUCGGCUUUCUCCGACGCAGCUUAAUGUUUCUUAAUUUUUCUUUUUUGAAGUUAUGCCAUAGAUUUUUGUUGCUUAGUGUCCUUGUUGCUAAAAACAUGAGUUUAUGCCGCAUACUGGUGCAUGCUUUUUAUGUUUAGCUCAAUAGAUUACGUAUUUGAAACCAUAGGAAUGCAAAUCCAUGUCAUACCUUGUGGAUUUUUAUACAUACAUUUUAUGUAAAUUGUGUGGUUGUAAGGUUUUGUUUUUGAUGGAAUAUCAACUUUGAACAUUAUUUUAUUGAAAAUUGAGCAUUUGGUUAGUUUUGUUCCCAUAACGUAUCAGACUAGUGAUGUUUUGCUUAGUAGUUUUAAUAAAGAUAUUAGGCAUAAAAUAUUUGUAUCCAUCCUUGAAAAAUCAUAAAAUGUUUUAAUGAGUAUUAUAUUCUGAUUUUAUAGCUAUGAAGGGUUUAGCAUUCAUGAUGAGCAGCAUCCAGAGUUACCGUUAUUCCACAUUUUUCUUUGCUUUCAAUGUACGUGAAAUGUUGCUAUAAAUUCUGUCCACAGUUCUUUCCUUCUCACUCACAUUUUUGUAACUUUUACUGUUAAUAUUUUAACCUUUCUUAACUAACACCAGUUCCUUCAUGUUUACUAAUAAGUUUUUGCAUGCUACUUUCUGCAUUUCUAUUCUUUAUCUUUGCAGAUGAUCGGCAUAGCUCUUUCAUGCCUCCUCAUGAAGGCAAUCCGAAGCGACUAUGAAGUGAUGUGAGGUGGCCAGCACCACUGCUUAUACUAACUCUUUCCAGCUGGCAUACCCCAUUUUUUAAAUAUAUAUUCGAAUGAAAAAUAUGUCCAGGAAAAGACAUUGAGCAAAAUCUCUCAUUUUGCAGUUUGCCUUGAAUGUUCAUGCUUUAUAAUUUCAAAUAGGCUAUCAAUUUAAUAUAUUGAUCACGUUUCUAAAAAAUUCAAAAUAGUUUAAACCUAUAAUAUCAAGAUAAAUCGAUUGUGCAGGUGUCCAUGGAGAAUCACGUUUCUAAUUUAAAUUACUCCCUAACUUAAAUAUUUGAAUAAUAACGAAAUUGCUGAAUGAGUUAUAACAUUUUCACAUUUGCUGGCUUAUCCAUAGUGAGCGAAACAAACUUCAUGUAAGUGAUUCCUGGAAUAGGAUAGACAGUAAUGGUUGGAUGAAGCUGCUGGGUUGUUGGUCAGAGUUAAUUGUCACAAGUGUUUCAGAGAAUAAGGUAAUUUAGGCCAGAUAAGUUAUUGUUUUCUACAUUUGUGACAUUAAAAUAAAAUAUACUGGCAUUUUAGAAUGCACUGGAUGGCUACAGUCCGACUAAUGAUGUACUUUGUAUUAAAAUGGGUCUCGACCAAUGUGGUCUUCAGAAACUAACCAUGCUUUAUAUUCAUUAAAAUGGGUAUUUGUUCAUUCCAUGUAUUGCCUUCUGAUUGGCUAGUCACUUUAUAAAUAACAUGUUUGUAUUGCACGACAUGUUUUGGAAGCAUUUUCCGCAACAUCUGCUAUAUAUGUUGUAGUUUGCUUCAUCAUAGGUAAUUGUUAAUGUAAUGGUUAAUAUUAAAGAAUAAUACGGUUUAGUGCAAAAGGUGCAUGUAAGUUUAUCAGAAUAUGAAUGUUAUUUUGGCUCGCAUGCCUUUUCUGAUUUAUACCUUCAUACAGAGUAGGUCGUUGGUUGAAAUUCGUUUUAUUUUCCUCAGUGUAUUUCUUAUGCUUGUUGAAACACAGUGCCUGGAAUUAUGGUAUAUAUUUUAUUUGCUCUUCGAAGUGGACCAAAGUAGAUUAUUUUGCAGACUAAGUUUUAUAUUAAACUUUUUCUGACCGUUAACUUGGUAACCACAGCUCUGCUUUGCAAUGAAUAUCUGCCUUGUAAUGGCUUUUUUGAAAUGUUACAGCUGCAUGCAAAACUGGGCUUGGACUUUGCCAUGUCUUCUUGUGUUUAGGUAUUGUAAAGCUAUAGGAAAUAAAAUAAUUUGUGCCACCUAAA